AUGUCCGGAUCGCCCCCACCGGAGCCACCUACUGACCCUCCUCAGAUUGCUGGUCGACGACGAAAGCGUUCUCAUACUCCUCCAACAACGACGGCUGCUUCCAGCAGCGUUGUUCCUCUGACACCAUCUGAUCAAACUACAUCAACACCAGGCAAUCUGGCAAGAGGUGGUGAUAUACUCACGGAGGCCGUGGUUCAGCCUGGCCCGUAUGCCUCCCCAUUCGCUUCGAGCGGCUCCUAUCAACCAGCAUCGAGUCUAUCGACUGUGGCUGUCACCGAUCCAGAAUACUUAUCGCAAAGCCCGAUUUCUCCAAGGGCAACGAGAAAGCCUAAACCUCAUGUCACUUCCGCUUGUGUCAACUGUAAGAAAAAGCAUCUAAGAUGUGACGAAAGUCGUCCGUGUCGGAGGUGUUUACAAAGUGGGAAAGAAGACUCAUGUCGAGAUGUCGAGCACAAAAAGCGAGGACGACCCCCUCUAAAGCCAGAAGAUCCUUCGGCACGAAGAACAUUCGAGUCUUUACCGCCAGGGGCACUAUCGUAUUCUCCAAGGACGCUUCCGGGAACGGACACAAGUAGCUUAAUGCACUCGACCACAUAUCCGCCGAUUAGACCUUUACAGACGCCCUAUGGACGAGGACCCCCAUUUCCCGCGAUGUAUGCACAGCCUUCAAUAUCGCCGAGCCACGCGACAGCUGUAGGCACUUUUGUCCCAUCAUCCCACCCGUAUACUGGCGGUUCUGGUUCUGUCUCUGCCCAACCUCCAGUACCUUAUAGCAAUUCUCCUCCGGAAUCGUCGAUGAGGCCAAUGGCAACCUACCCGAGCUCAUACAAUUUCCCUCCCUAUCAGCACAUGGGACCCCCUACAACAUACUCAAACCCGAUAUUUCCACGAACUUUGACGAGUCCGUCCAUGGCUGGCGACUCUCUUCCGCCUUUAGAGGGAUCUGCGGGCCUUCAGCUACCGCCCAUUCGUACAUCACCUCCUGGUGUUGGACCGAUCGACCCUGCUAUAUCCGAACCACAGUACCGGCAAGGAGUGCAACGUUCCCCACAGGAAGAACCAACGAAUCGAGAUGAUGGAACACAGGAACCGGACCCAAAACGACCAAGGAUGGACAUACAAGGCAUUCUAGGACCUCGCGAUCGCGAUUGA
Molecule: messenger RNA, 1152 nt
Organism: Exophiala bonariae
Lineage: Eukaryota; Fungi; Ascomycota; Eurotiomycetes; Chaetothyriales; Herpotrichiellaceae
Exons: 2
Coding region: 1-1152 (383 amino acids)
Biological process (GO): regulation of DNA-templated transcription
Molecular function (GO): zinc ion binding; DNA-binding transcription factor activity, RNA polymerase II-specific
Source: RefSeq, a predicted model, not a curated record